AUGUCCGACUGCCGAAUCAGCGUCUGGUCCGAUCCAUACUGUCAAAAGAACAAGGCCAGAAACAGCGGUACGGCCUUCCCGGCGGCAACCCGCCAAUCUCGAUAUUCCCACACCGCCGAAAACCACAAGACCGGCCGUCGCGAAACCCCCGUCCCUAUCAUUCCAUCCUCCUUCGGCGAGUGCUACAGCGCAGGCAUCUCGAGCCUCGAGCGAGCCGUCCUGAACCUCUCCAGCCCCACGCUCAACCACCCGCUCCUCCCCGGCGCGCUGGCGCUGCAGGUCCUGGGGCGUCGGACGUCAUGGACGAGAUCUGCAACAAAGGGAAUCGUGUUGCACGAGCGCCCUGCCGGGCCUGCACUAUUACGACUAUCUGCGCGAGACGGGCCGCCGCCGUGCUGUGGCGUCACCGUCGUCGGGGGUGGGGGACCUCGCCGGCAACCACAAAGAGGAUCCCUAGGUGUGCGUCGAGCGAACCUGACCGAGUGGGCAGCACGGCGCCGAGUAGAUGGGAGGCAUUUACCCGGUUUUCGGGUUGGGGAGAUUCGCGUAUUUGACGAGUCGGUAACGGCAGUGGCGGCGGCAGCGGUGGAGACGGAGGAGUCUCUUCACGUCACCAAAAACCCCACGGGUGGACCCAAGAGCACUCGCCACAAUGAGCAGCAGCAGCUAAAAACAGCAGCAACCACAACCAAACCCCGACGACUCUCAAACCCGCCUCGGGAGGGUACCUCACGCAACGAUCGUACAAGUCGAGCGGGGACGUGGCUGGCGACGGCGCGGCUGACCGUCAACCCGCCAGCUGAGGCCGCGGAGCACUCUGUCUCCGAAAAGGUCCGGGUCCGAGUCUGGAAGCCGCUCGUGGCUGGCCAGGGAUGA
Molecule: messenger RNA, 876 nt
Organism: Pyricularia grisea
Lineage: Eukaryota; Fungi; Ascomycota; Sordariomycetes; Magnaporthales; Pyriculariaceae
Exons: 3
Coding region: 1-876 (291 amino acids)
Source: RefSeq, a predicted model, not a curated record